AUGUGGCGAGCGACAGACCAAAACACUCGAUACAGAAUGUUAUCGUCAAAAGACCCGGCCGAAAACGAGAUCAUCUCACCCAUCUCAUUCUCGCCAGGCGAACCAUCAGUCUACCAUGCCCACGACCACUCUGUCUCUGACGAUGAACCAACACCAUCUGAUCGAUCACCCAAGAAAACGGGCUUUAACAAGUUCAUCCCCAGUAGAGACACAUACUGGGGUUCCCUAACCUACAACCUCCUCGCCUUCCUCCUCCCCGCCCUCUACCAAACCCUUUCAAAACUCUGGAUCGCCCAAAUCGACUCCGACUCCGUCGUCCUCACCGACGUCUACACCUACAUCUCCACCAUUGCCGAAGUGCUCAACGAAGGGCUACCGCGCAUCGCGUGGCUGAUCAUCGGCAACUCGGCCUCUUACUCCCUCUCUACGCGCCUAUCCCUCUCUUAUACCCUGAUCAUCUUCCAGACUUGCAUGGGGCUGCUCAUGACGGUAAUCUUCAUCGCAGCCGCCGAAUCCUUCGCGGCGGGAUUUGUCCCGCCCGAAGUCAGGGAGAAGAGUCUGAGCUAUGUGCGCCUGUCGUCGGCGGUGGCGCUGACGAGUGCGGUGCAGACGGCGGUGGCAAGUUGUACGAGGGCGAUGGAUUGGCCGGAUGUGCCGCUGGUGGUGAGCUCGGUUGGGUUUGCGGUGAAUAUUGUGUUGGAUAUGUUGUUCCUUUCGUGGUUCCAUGUGGGCUGGACCGGGUACAAGCCGACGGUGUUGGCGCAGGCAGGGAUUAGGUUGGCGUGUGAUGUGACGGCUGCUGGGGUGGGGUUGGGGUAUUUUGUUUGGGUGGCUAGGCGGAAGGUGAGGGAGGAGAUUCAGAGUCGGAUGGGACUUAGGGGAGAUGAACGUGUGGAUGAUGAAGGGAUGGGGAGGGUUGUUUGGUGGUGGACGGCAGGGUUUUGGAUGAUGGCUAGAGAGGCGGUUUAUACGUUUGCGGAGUCGGCGGUAAGGAAUGCGAUUUACUUGUGGUUGGUGAAUAGGAUCAUUGGGCUGGGAGCGGACUAUGCGACGGCUUGGGGGGUGUUUAACACGAUUAGGUGGGGGCUGGUGAUGGUUCCGGUGCAGGCCUUGGAGACGUCGGCGUUGACGUUUAUUGGGCAUGAGUGGGGAGAGUGGAAGAAGGGCAAGGAGGGAGUGUCUAAGCCUGCGGCAAGAUGGGGCGAAAUCAAGAGAAUCAGUCGUCCAGCUAUUAACUCGGCUCUAGUAUCUCUGGCCGUAGAGAUACCUAUCUGUAUUUUCCUCUCUUUGUGGGGGAUGAAGGAAUUUGCCUUCUACAUCUCAAACUCGGAACGGGUUGCAGACAUUACCAAGAAGAUGUGGCAGAACAUCGACUGGUGUUACAUCUUCUACGCCCUCAACUAUCAGCUAUCGUCCAUCCUCUUGGCCACUGUUCCUCGAUGGUUCCUUUACCAGUCACUGUGGUCGAACUUACUAUGGUCAUUGCCAUGGGCCAUAGUUGUCACGGUCAUGAAGUUCAAGGAAGAACAAGCGUGGACGUUUUACUCCGUCAUAUUUGGCGGGGCGAAUGUGUUCUCUUCCAUCGUUGUGGCUAUCGUGUUGGGAGCUUGGGUAUGGAGACUUCACAACGGGAUGAUCAGAGUAUAA
Neurospora tetraspora is the source of this 1647-nucleotide messenger RNA. RefSeq lists its product as uncharacterized. Bases 1 to 1647 code for a protein of 548 amino acids. The transcript is spliced from 4 exons. Lineage: Eukaryota; Fungi; Ascomycota; Sordariomycetes; Sordariales; Sordariaceae. The record is from RefSeq and is a predicted model, not a curated record.